Molecule: messenger RNA, 3507 nt
Organism: Megalops cyprinoides (Indo-Pacific tarpon)
Lineage: Eukaryota; Metazoa; Chordata; Actinopteri; Elopiformes; Megalopidae
Gene: nipsnap1
Product: nipsnap homolog 1 (C. elegans)
Exons: 10
Coding region: 269-1108 (279 amino acids)
Cellular component (GO): mitochondrion
Source: RefSeq, a predicted model, not a curated record
UUCAGGCAGUUAUUGAGGUUUCGUGUAUGCCGGUACCAUAAAGCUGCAUUGAAUUUUUACUGCAACCAUGUUUCGAGCCUCUGGGGUUGUGACACUCACGUAAUGCACGCGUAUUCAACCUUUGCGCAGGGACUAGACGGCCGCGACGUGCAUAGCCCUAUCCGCAUGAGCUACAUACGAGAGCGCACAACAUAGCACGCACUGUUCUCUUCCUACUGAUUUAGGACAGUGGCUGGACAAGAGGGUCUGGAAAGAAUUACCGUAGAAGAUGGCGGCGACGUGGUGCUUAAAAUUGGGCAAAAGACAGCAGCCCCUUUUUAAGAAUUCAUUUCAGCUGCUGUUGUUGCAAAGAGGUUUUUCAGAGAAAAACGACAAGAACUGGUUCCGAUCCCUUUUUGUGCACAAAGUUGACCCCAGGAAAGAUGCCCAUUCCAACCUGCUGUCAAAGAAAGAGACUAGCAACUUGUAUAAAAUGCAGUUUCACAAUGUAAAGCCGGAGUGCCUGGAGGCCUAUAAUAGCCUGUCGGCAGAAGUGCAGAACCGUCUUCACUGUGACAAGGACUACCCGUGUGAAGUUGUAGGAAGCUGGAACACUUGGUAUGGAGAGCAAGACCAGGCUGUGCACCUCUGGCGGUACUCAGGUGGCUACCCAGCCUUGACUGAGUGCUUAAACAAGCUGAAGCAGAAUAAGGAGUACCUGGAGUUCCGUAAGGAAAGGAGCAAGAUGCUGAUCUCACGACGGAACCAGCUUCUCCUUGAGUUUAGUUUCUGGAAUGAACCUGCACCCAGAAGUGGACCCAACAUCUAUGAAAUGCGCACCUACAGACUCAAGCCAGGGACAAUGAUUGAAUGGGGUAAUCAUUGGGCACGUGCCAUCAAGCACCGUCAAGAAAACCAGGAAGCAGUUGGUGGAUUCUUCACACAGAUCGGAGAUUUGUAUGUCGUCCACCACUUGUGGGCGUAUAAGGAUCUGCAGUCCAGAGAGGACACACGUAGCGCUGCUUGGCAGAAGCCGGGCUGGGAUUCGGCUGUGUAUUACACUGUGCCAUUGAUCCGAAGCAUGGAGUCCAGAAUCAUGAUCCCCCUGAAGAGCUCGCCUCUGCAGUAACUCAUGGUAACAAAGUUGUCUACUCCACAAGAACAUGCUAGCACAAAGAGAAGGACAGGAAGAACUGCUGGAUGUAUACUAUUUUCAGUUUGCUCUGAGCUGUGAAGGUGACAAAACCCAGAAGUAAUGACCUACCCCCUUUUCAUUAAUAUGGUUGCCAAGGUCACCAACCUCAGAGCUCAAAGGAAGUGCUUAAUCCAUGCCAGUGCAUGCCCUUCUUGAACUCAUUUGUUGGUCCAGAAUGGGCCGCCACUACGUUGAUGUGUAUCCAAGCAUUGCUGUAAUUUAUCUGUGGUUGGGCUGUGUGUGCAAGGUAUUUUGCAGUCAUGCAUUGGUGGGAAUUAAAGACAUCCUAAACCAGGGCUACUCAACUUCUGCCCGGGAGGAUCGCAAUCCAUAUGGUUAAGGCUCAGAUGGGAUGAAAGCCUGCAGGCACCGCAGUUCUACUUGACCAGGGUUGAGUUCCCCUGUUUUAAACCUUCAUCUCAGUGCUUUGCCACUCAAGUGUUCAUCUUGUGCUAGUGUUUGGGCUAAUAGCUAUUGCACCAGUUGGACCAAUAACUACUAACUAGAUAAACCCUUCACUCUUAAACUAUUCAUAGGCUGCUAUGUGUAAAAACCAUUCUGAAUGCUUCCCUGAAGACGUUCAGGGAAAAACAUUCAGAAGAUGUAAAAAACCAACAAUAUUCAUGUAUUUCAAGCACUGGGUAUAGUUAGACACACAGAAGAGUAAAAAAAAUGUUGAAUUGAAAUUGCAAAUCAUCUUAAGAUGAAGUGCUGCAGGAAGACCUAAUGAAGGCAAGAUUCCCUCUCCUGGAGUCAUAAAAGCAUAUUGUCAUUAUGCAUGGACAAUCAACAGGUAAUUAUUUUAUUUUGGACCAAUGUGACUUCACUUCCCCAUUUAGAGUGUUAUCGAUUUGAUGAUACUUUGAUAGAAUAUUCCAGAUUACAUGCAAACCCUGCUGAUAUGAGUGGUAUCAGUUUGGGGUAGAUCUUGCUGCCAACUGAGCAGUUAACAUGCCUGUAUUCAGUAUUCAACUUGACAUUUGAUUUAUAUUGAUUAAUGUAAGAGUUUAGGUGGAGAAAUUUAUUUGGACAGCCUCCACGGCAGAAUUCAAGGAAACAAGUUGAACAACUUUGUAGAUAUCAGCCGUUAAAGUUAUAUGAAUGAAGAAGUCUGCUCUGUUCAACUGAGAUGGUUAAACAAGUUUUUUGUAUUAUUAAAGUGUCAUUUAGGAGACUCCAUUAGCCAGGGAAAUUUAUUAUUUAUGACUUGUACACAAGUACAAAUAUAAAUUAAUAAGGACCUAUAAAAAGUGAUAAUUAGACAGCACUGGGGAAAAAUAAUCAUCAGUUAUGCAACAUAAUGCUACUACAAAAUAGCCUAGCACAAUCAAUGCAAGAUAAAGAUUAGUGCCCCCAUUCUGUCUUGCUGAUGAAGGACUCCUAGGAAUAGGCUCCCUGGGUAUCUGUAUGAUGGGGUGCAUGCAACUGGGGGGCUUAAAAGCGAACUAAUCGACUCACUCCUGAUUGCAGUAAAAAUACUUGAAAGAAGUCAUGUUUGAAACAUCUGUUGCAUCUUUUUCAGCCAGGAGCACCCAGCAGAUAUCCACUUACUGUUAAAUGCAACCAGAAUCAACUUAAUAAGUGGCUGAAGUGCUCAUUUGUAUAGUAUGCAUAAAGUUUUUGAGAAGUAUAUUUGAGUUGGAAUGUAUCAGCAGAAGACCCCAUAUCUGUACCAGCUUUCCAGUUAUCAUUUGUAUCAAAGUAGAGGCUGUUCUUUUAUGAUUAUAUUUAAUAAAAUGGUUUCAUGUUGUCUUAACUACAUUUUGUGAACAUAUCACAUACUGCCAAGGUGAUUAUUGAGCCAUAUGAAUCAUUCCAAUUUAUGAAGAUUUGUGCUUGUUAAUGAUGAUUUAUAUUUGACAAAUUGGGACCAUCCAAGCAUGGAUCUCUGAACUGCUAUAGUAACACUUAACCUGGUCAACAAUGCAUGUGUAUAGCUUUGCAGACAACUGGGAUGGUGGGUAUGCACUCCGCCAAAUUAUGCGUUGGCGGGGUAUACCCCAUACUUAUAUUUUAUUUGCAGUAGCUAUUUGCUUUAUUAUUUACCCAAUGAGAGAGCUGGGACUGAGUAAUAUCAAGCUAUUAGGAAUAUGUAGUGAAUGUUUACAUUAAUGGAUUUAUAAAAUGGCAUUAGAGCCCAUCAGCCUGCAGUUUUGUGGUGCUGUGGAAAAUCUGUGUGCAAUAAGCUCUUCAAUCAGGGAGAACUUGACUGUUAUCAAGUCUAUUCACAUCAUUCGAGAGCUGAUGUCUGUAUUGUAGGCAGACUGUCUUGAGUGUGGAUGUACCCAAUUGUUUUAAUCAACAUGUGUGAUCACUGAGGAAUCAUGGAAUUA